Chinchilla lanigera (long-tailed chinchilla) is the source of this 758-nucleotide messenger RNA. It is a transcript of the gene Naa38, whose product is annotated as N(alpha)-acetyltransferase 38, NatC auxiliary subunit. Gene Ontology annotation, molecular function: RNA binding. The record is from RefSeq and is a predicted model, not a curated record. Lineage: Eukaryota; Metazoa; Chordata; Mammalia; Rodentia; Chinchillidae. Gene Ontology annotation, cellular component: NatC complex.
CGCGAGAUCUCUGCUAUUGCCCAAGUGACUAUGAAUGAUCUCGCGAAAGGAAAGAAGUCGGAAGGGCUCGCGAGAUCUCAGAACACCCGACCCGAAAGGUUCUCGGGAAGUUCAAGCGCCCAGAGGUGGUCCCUGGGCAAAUGGCUGGAGCUGGGCCGACCAUGCUACUACGAGAGGAGAAUGGCUGUUGCAGUCGGCGUCAAAGCAGCUCCAGCGCCGGGGUUAGCGCAGGCUCGGGUUCAGAGACUGAGGAGCAAUCGGGCACCAAGAUGGGGGUAUGAAGGGGGAACUGCAGCUCCCGACAGCCUCUGGGCUGCGUGUGAGUGCCCCGCGGGAUGCCGGGAGCUGUGGUUCCGUGCGGCGGGGCGGGCAUCCCUGGCUGCGCGGUCUGAGUGCGUUUCCUGCCCCGUGCAGGACUCGGACGGGGAGCUUGAAGACUCUCCGGCUGCGCGUGCCCGGCAGCAACUGGAGGCGCUGCUCAACAAGACCAUGCGUAUUCGCAUGACAGAUGGGCGGACUCUAGUUGGCUGCUUCCUCUGCACCGACCGCGACUGCAAUGUCAUUCUGGGCUCGGCACAGGAGUUCCUCAAGCCGUCGGAUUCCUUCUCUGCCGGGGAACCCCGUGUGCUGGGUCUGGCCAUGGUACCGGGACACCACAUCGUUUCUAUUGAGGUGCAGAGGGAGAGCCUGUCAGGGCCCCCAUAUCUUUGACCACAAUCUUGCAUGUCUUUGAGACUUCAUUAAAUUUCUGACAGAAG